AUGCACCCGUAUCGCCAGAACCAAUGCGGUGGGGCCCACCCAGACGCGAAGAUGAUGGCAAUGCAUCAGCAGCUGCAGCAGUGUCUGUACUAUCAACAGCAGCAGACCCAAGGCAUGUGGAAUCCAGGUGCGCAUCAGAUGUACUCUGGCGUGAACCCUAGCAUGCACAACCCCAACUUUAUCUCGCAGCAGUACCGCUACUUUGGCCAUGGAGGAGAUGGCGUGCGUCAAUACCAGCAGCGGCAGCAGCUUGGCCCUGGCAACAAUGUGAACCUCACUUCCCCGCAGAGACCAGAGUGGGCGGAGUCGCGCCCUGGCCGAACACCAUGCAAGAAGAGCUGGUGGUCACAUGUGGUGUCGCAAAUCCGCUUUGUCGACAGCCCGCGCGGCAUCGACCUUGACGUCGAGGACGAGCAUGCAAACGUGCCGGAGGAGCUGAAGCAAAUAGGGUCGAAGGCGGCGACGAAGAUGGACAAGGAAGCGGAAGCAGCAGCUCCGGGCUUCGUGGGCACCUUCGAGAAUCCCAAAGGGUUGGACGAAGUCCCAGGGUUCGCCCCGGCCCCGGUCUUGGUUAGCGGCCCCGCAGCAGCGGCCGGCGGAUGGCAGCAGAAGGGCGCAGGUGUUCCCUUCUUGGGCAUGGCGAAUCCACGUCCGCCGUAUGCUCAGCAGCAGCAACAACCAGCACAGGCGCAAGCAUCCCCGCGGUCAAGAACGAAUGGAGUGCCGCCCCAGCGACAGCAGCAGCUGCAGCGGCACCUCUGCAGGGUCAAUCACGACCCUGCCUCCAAGGGUAAAGGCAACAGUCACUCCGCAAAUGGCGCUGGGUCGAGAGCGACAUCGGAGAGCAGCUUGCCCGAGGCCACUGGCCGCCCUGAAGGGGACCUCUUGGGCGACACCGGCACUAUUGAGGGCAAACUCUGCCGACAGGCGGUAGACAAUGCCGAGGGAAAGGAGCGUGAGAAGGCGGCCAGGAAACAGCUCCAAAGCGUGCAGCCACGCAGCAAAGACAAGCCUGGCGGUGUGAAAGGGAUGCAACCAACCAUGCACAAACGUCAGUCUGAGAACGAAUCCUCCGCCGGAGGUGCACAGCAGGAGCAGGGGAAGGGGACACCUAAGUCGAUAAACUCUCAUCACUGCGGGAUCGUGGAGCAUCAAGGAUCACCAAAGCUGUCGCAGGCGGCACCGAAGCCUACGCGCCGCCGCUAUCGCCCCCACAAUAAUUACUUUUACAUGAGAAGACCCAAUGACGUGAACGGAAAUGAUGGCAAGGAGAACGGUGGAGACAACUCCGAUGAGUACAGUAGUGGCAGCGGCAGCGGUGGCAGUUGCAGUAGCUCCUCGCCCGGCUCUGACAGUGACGACGACGACGACGGCGACAGCGAUAGCAGCUACAGCGGUGGCAGCGACACUGACGACGAAGCUGAGUACAGCACGAUGCGGCGGAACUCGCAGAGCGGCAUUGGUGGUCAAAGCACCUUGGAGUACAGCGCUUUCCACGACGCACUGGGAGCGCACGCGCGAAACUUCAUCACCUCUUCAGAAAAUCACUCGGCAGGUCGCCACAGCAUUGGCGGCCUCCUUGGCCCAGGCGUUGGUGGCCGAUUUCUGUACCCGGAAGCGUCGGCAUCGAGCGUGCCAGGUGAUGGGCUGUUAGUCAGCACACUGGGUCAUCCACAGCAAGCAACCAUGCCGGAUGCGGGCGUCCGCUACAAUGUCUUGGGCUCCUUCAGUCUAGCCCGCUGUAUGGCACACGCCCUGUCGGCUAAUGCCGUUUCCACACCCAGCAACUCAGCCACCAUGGCAACAGACUUGGACGACUUGGAUAAGCAAGGCUACGAGAUUGGCACUCUCACAGUGGCAGACACCGUCCUCAAGCAAGCAAACCAGACGCCACCUGUAGGCACCACUGGAGGGACGCUCUCUCGUCGCACGAGCAUACAGCCUAGGACAGCCACAACGCGAACACCCACGAAGAGUACUCCACCGGCGUCCGCCAGAAAAGAGGAAAAGUCACCAACGCGACCCAGACAAGUGGUGGGUGUGCACAAGCCAGUGCCACACCCUUUGGUGGUGCCUGGAACCAGAAGUGGCACUGGCGCCACCAAAGCUGUCUUGAAGACUGCGGAAACGUCAUUACCCAAAGUGCGCUCAGGCACAGAACGAGAGCACCUCAAGGGCAGUGAUGCGCUCGCUAAGCGCUGUGUGACGAAGCGCGUGUCAAAGGACUCUGACAGCAGCACGGCGGUAAGUCUCAAGUGCAAGGGCGAGAGCACCCUUCCUGUGCCCUCGGAUCGUCAGCGCACCGCUUCGGCCACGAAGAACAGGAAGAGCGAAAAAGUGGCGUCGCCGGUCACAAGAGUCGUGUUGGCCACGGCAGCGAAGGAAGCCUCUGCGCACGUCAAUACUAACGCAGCGACUACGACCGCGGCGCCAAAAGGCUCCACCGCCACUGUCGCACCCACCACGCUGGCAGAAACCAAUCCCCGCCCAGCGCCGCCGCUCCCUCUCAUUAGCAGCACGCAGCACGGGUCCAGUGUGCCGACCAACUCCCUGGGGCCUGUGCAAGCACUGAAGUCGCAUGGCAAUCAAGGUGUGACGCCUCCAAACAUCGACAAGGCCAAGGCGGCUGCAACUGUCGUCACAAGUCAGUCAUCCGUAGAGUCUCGCCAGCCUUCAUCGGAGAAAACCCCUAUCGUGGCCCCACACUUCGCAACCGACCAGACACUCCCUACCAACGCUGGCGGUGCGGUGUGGGUGGCGGCCGCUGCUGCUGCCGUGGCGGGCCUUAAGCCUGCAGCGCAACUCUCCCCAUCCUCUCUUCACAGGCCAACCGCCUCGCCUUCUCUGGGCGGUCGCGCAUCCGUGCGCCCCGCAGCGCGGGCCCCCGCAGUCGCCACACCGCCUUUGCCCACCGCCACUAGCAAGAUACCAGCUGACCUGAAGCGCGUCGGAGCAGCAGCAGCGGUCUCCUCUGCGACGCCAUCUGACGCCGCUGUGCCGAUCAUCGACUCAAACGGCAGCCAUCCUCACCGAGUGCCAGCACCGCUGCUGGGCCCUGCCACUGCGAGCGCAGCACCCGCACACCAUCGACCACAGCCGCAGCGGCCCAAGAACGGCGCAUUGAACAAACCUGGCACUGCGAAGAAUGCGCGGGGUACGACGGUCAGUGAGGCGGCCGCAUCAGAAAUGCCGCCAAACAAGAGUGCAGGAUCGGCACCUGAGUCAUCUGUCACUCCUGGUGCCCCAAAGAAACCCAGCACUGUACUGCUGACCAACCUCACACCUGUAAAACCGACUGUCGCCACCGCGACCGCAACAACUUCAUCGGCUGCACGCGGGGCAACGGCCCCUGUAACGGCACGCUCCCCACCUUUGGUAAACGGUACUAGCAUUAGCACUGCUACAGUGGAAGGCCUUGCAACACCAUCCGGCACAGAGACGCCGCUUACCACGGCCAGCUCCGCAGCCGAGCAGCCACCUGCGAACGGUGUAAGCAAGGCAAUUGCUGUGAGCGCCUCUGGGAACUCACUGAAGCACUGCGCCUCGGUGUCUCCUCGAAUGGGCAGCAGCGCCCCUGACUCGCUCACAAAGGACAGGUUGCCGCCAGCCAUGUCUGUGGCUGCGAGUCACGCCAGCAGCACCCCUUCCAGCCACAGCAACCUGCAGUCGGCCAUCAACGGCGAUGACGACGGCGGCGUAUGGCCGGGAGACCCGUUCAAUUACUACGGUUACAGCGAGUCAGACCUCCCUGACUCGAAUAAUCACUACGCCAUAAAUUCGUCGCAGCCGAAGUUGCCGGCUGGCAAUCACGCCGUGCACAAGUACUCGAUGGUAGGAAGUCCACCCGUGUCGCCACUCAUCCCCUCUAGUACCGCAGGCAAGGCUGAUGUAUCCAGCCAUAUUGGCGCGAGGCGGUGGUUGUCAGGUGACGCCGACGUGUUGGAGGAAAUAGGGUACCUAUACUACUAG
Leishmania braziliensis MHOM/BR/75/M2904 is the source of this 3969-nucleotide messenger RNA. RefSeq lists its product as hypothetical. Bases 1 to 3969 code for a protein of 1322 amino acids. The transcript has a single exon. The record is from RefSeq and is a predicted model, not a curated record. NCBI's taxonomy places the organism in Eukaryota, Euglenozoa, Kinetoplastea, Trypanosomatida, Trypanosomatidae.